This is a messenger RNA of Aspergillus mulundensis, 618 nucleotides long. RefSeq names its product TRAPP subunit TRS20. The transcript is spliced from 2 exons. The record is from RefSeq and is a predicted model, not a curated record. Gene Ontology annotation, biological process: endoplasmic reticulum to Golgi vesicle-mediated transport. Gene Ontology annotation, cellular component: cytoplasm; nucleus; TRAPP complex. Lineage: Eukaryota; Fungi; Ascomycota; Eurotiomycetes; Eurotiales; Aspergillaceae. Bases 1 to 618 code for a protein of 205 amino acids.
AUGUCAUACUACUUUACGAUUCUCUCCCCAACCGACGUCCCCCUCUUCAACAUCGCCUUCGGCACCUCCAAAUCCGGCGGCGACGGCAUCGCCCGCUUUCGCUUUCCCGAUGCCGCCCAGAACACAUACAUGACGCAGUUCAUCAUCCAUUCGAGUCUGGACAUGCUCGAGGAGGCGCAGUGGAUGGGUGGGAAUAUGUACCUCAAACACAUCGACACAUACCCGCCCGCCUCAGCAUAUAUCUCCGCGUUCCUUACACCCUCCGGUACGAGAUUCCUGUUGCUGCACCAACCACCGCAGCCGAAUUUGCCUGCUUCGGGUGCCGCCGGUGCGGGUGGGAGUAUCGGGUCGAGCACGAUGAGUCUGAGCUCUUCGGGCAUGGGAGGGUCGGGACUCUUUGGGGGGUCGGGGAUGGGCUCGUCAGGACGGACGUCGAGUAGUUCUAUCGCGGCAAAUCCGACGGCGCCGCAGACGGAGGAGGCGGUUCGGCAGUUUAUGACGGAGGUUUAUGAGGGGUAUGUCAAGACGGUGAUGAGUCCGUUCUAUAAGCGGGGGAUGGAGAUUCGGAGUCCGGUCUUUAGGUCGAAGGUUUCGGCUGCUGGGAGGAAAUGGUUAUGA